Molecule: messenger RNA, 1688 nt
Organism: Porites evermanni
Lineage: Eukaryota; Metazoa; Cnidaria; Anthozoa; Scleractinia; Poritidae
Source: the annotation of a GenBank genome assembly
AUGGUGAGUAUUUAGUAUACUUACCGCUAUUACGCUGAUACGUCUACCUUAAAAAUAUCUUCACACUGUUUUUGCUCUAUGCCUUGUUAUGGGCUGCCUUGUGGCAAAGCCCAAUCGAAAAAUGGAGGCCCACGUCUGUGCAGCAAGAAGACAAUUAAUAAAGGAUCAGGUUACGUUUCCCGUCCCCCCUAAGAUGGAGUACCAUUUUUAAUUAUUGGGGGGGGGGGGGGGGGUUUUUUCCAAAAAAAAAAUUAUUGGGGGGGGGGGGGUGGUCUUUUCCAAACAAAAUCUUGCAAACAGACUUCAGUAGCCAUUUGAAAGCCGUGUUAUCGACGUUUAAGAGAUUUUGAGUUGUACUAACAGCAAGAAACUCAAAAUCUUAAACGGCGAUAAAACGGCCUCCACAUGGGUCUAGAGGCAUAGAGAGAGACAGUAAAUAACCGAAAACACAAACACAAGGUAAGUCAUUUUUAUUUCUAUUUUUGUCCAAAAUUGGAAUUUAAGACGUAUUUUGUUUAUUUUUCAUACAUUCUCUUACAAAUUCAAAGUCCAACGAACUCUCACAGAGUUUGGGCUGCCUGUGCGAACACCAGAUAAUAAAAGUGCCCUGGGAACAAUCAGCAAAAGAUUCCAUGUGAAUCUAGAGAAAGCAGGACUGGGCGGAAGUACAUAGCCAUUACAAAAAGCUGGUAACAGCAAGGUGAUGGAUACCUAAGGUGACGGGAGGUCACCUGGUACCAGGAAAUGAAACGGUUGGAAGACCAAGAAAAGGUCGUCACUUGUUUCCAUCCGCCAAACUAACAUUGACAGAUUAAUGAUUCGUACACAAAGUAAGGGUUAGGGUUAGGGUUAGGGUUAGGGUUAAGUUAGGGUUAGGUUUAGGGUUGUUGCUAUAUAUAUUCAAAUUAAACCCUCAAACCCUCGGUGUUAUAGGGGUUAAAGUGAUGCACUGCAGAGCCGAUGAUCCGAGAUCGAAUAUUACUCGUGCCAUCCUGAAUUUUUUUUCCUUAAAAAUUGAAGAGACUUAGACUUUUAUGAACAGAAAUUUCAAGAGACAGAGAAAUUUCAAGUAAGAAAAGUGAAACGUCUUGUGAGAGCCACUGAGAAGAAAAUGUCAGUUUAGCGGAUGGAAAUAAGUGCUGACCCCAAGAAAACCGUGUGCACUAACAAUUAUAAUAAUAAUCAUUAUCAUCAUCAUCAUCUUCAUCAUCAUCAUCAUAAUUAUAAUGAAGACGUUGAUGUUGAUGAUGAUGAUGAUGAUGAUGAUGAUGAUGAUGAUGAUGAUGAUGAUGGUAAUAAUGUGCUGAUACUGAAGAUGAUGAUAAUACUAAUAAGUAAAUAACAAUGAUACAUGUAAUUAUAAUUAUAAUGAUAAUGAUUCAACGAGGGGGAUAACUGAUACAAUAUCUGUAUUUCAGGUAACAACGCACUUCAAUCGCGAACGAAGAAUCCUCUAUGCUGUUGAGCAACAUGAGAUCCCUGGUCUGAUGAAGUUGUUCAGUAAGCGAUCAAUGAUUGCCGCUCCUCGCGGCGUAGCAAACAGAUGUAAAUCAAGAAGAAAAGACCAUUGGUGGGCUUGCGGCCGUUGCUUUUUCGAACGCGGAAAGAAAUCGACAAUUAAGAAUCAUUUAAUUCAACAAGUUUGUCAAAAGUCUGUUGAAAUUAGAAAAUGGGGAAAAAAAUUUUGA